Ostertagia ostertagi is the source of this 534-nucleotide messenger RNA. NCBI's taxonomy places the organism in Eukaryota, Metazoa, Nematoda, Chromadorea, Rhabditida, Trichostrongylidae. The record is from the annotation of a GenBank genome assembly.
AUGUCCUUGGUUUGUCUGCCUGGAGAAGACCUAAGUACACGAAUACCAAAAGAAAAUACAAAGAUCAUUGGCUACGGAAUAGGUCGUGAUCCCAACUCGGAUAUUUUGGUUGCUCGACAGCCGGGAAUCUUCAAGCAUGAAGGAGAGAAGUGUUGGAUAAGUGUACAUUCCAAAAGCGACUUUUACAAGCUUGAAAUUGGAACGCCCGAGAAUGCGACGAUAUCAUUUUUGGCGUUCGAAGGAGCGACAAAACGCAAUCGACCUGAUUUGAAAAUUGGUGAUGUGGUGUACGCUCAGGUUAUGGACGAAUUCGCUCAUGCAGAUGUGGAGCUGACAUGUGUCGAUGCAGUUUCAAGAGCACGAGGAUUAGGAGUUCUAUCUGGCGGCUUUUUGUUCAAAGUGUCUUGCAAUCUGGCGCGGAGGCUUCUAUCAAGUCAUUCACAAUUGUUAAAACUUUUGGGGAAGGAUUACAAGUUUGAAAUUACUGUCGGACUAAAUGGCCGAGUAUGGCUAAAAGGAGCCGUACUCGUAUAA